AUGGGCACCGGUUCGUCGGCACCGGUGUGGGGCAUAGAUGUCUCUCAAGCCGCUCCUGCCUCGAAUAGGUGGUGGUCUGGGCUGGCGUUGGGUGGCAAGCUGUAUGGACUUCCCUGCAACUCUGAGCAUCUGCUGAUAUUUGACAGCUCCAGCACAUCCGAGCCUUUACGAUUCGUGGAUACUCGUCGAAUCGCCACAGGUCAGGGGAAAUGGCGGUCCACCGUAGCCAUAGGCGGCAGCCUCUAUGGGAUCCCUGACCGUGCAGAGGCUUUGCUGGUAUACAACUUCAACUCUGGCAAAGCAUCCGGAGUGGACACCCGAAAGCUCUCACGUGGUCCGCUGAAGUGGCAAUCUGCCGUUGUCUUGGCAGGCAAAAUCUAUGGAAUUCCACAUCAUGCCAGCAAGCUCCUGGUCUAUGACCCACGGAUGGAUGUACUCCUUGGUGUCGACACAACCCAUGUUGCAACUGGCAACUCCAAGUGGCUUGCAGGCCUUAGUCUCGGCGGGAAAAUCCUGGGAGUGCCCUGUAACUCAGAUGCCAUUCUGGUCUACGACCCGCUCACGAAAAGCUGCACCGGAGUCCCCACACACGCUUUUGCCACAGGCCCGUUGAAGUGGCUCUGUGCCGCAGCAGUGGCUGGCAUCAUGUAUGCUGUACCUUGCCACGCUGAGUGCAUUCUGGUCUUCGACCCUGCUACGAAUCGCCUCCGCGGUAUCGACACCACUGCUGUUGCCACUGGGCCAGGAAAGUGGAUCACAACCGCCAUCUGUGCGGGGAAGAUCUACGGCAUCCCGGACCAUGCCAAGACGGUGCUGGUCUUCGACCUGGCCACCGAGGCAGUUUCAGGCAUUGGCAUCGGGCAUUUGUCAGACGUCAAGGGCAAGUGGCAAGCCGCAGCUGUGAUGGGCGGCAAGAUCUAUGCGAUUCCAUACAACGCGCAAGGCAUCCUGGUUAUUGACCCUGUGACAUCAGCAGCCACGACCAUAGAUGUGACGAGCCUGGACUCUGGCACUGGCAAGUGGGGCUUUGCAGCGGCAAUAGGCGGCAAGCUCUGCGGCUUGCCUUGGGAUGCCUCCAACAUUCUCCUUCAUGAGCCCACUGAAGAGGUCGCCAAGGAGGCAUCGCCGAAGGACGAGGCCCGAGAUGCAGAUACCACCCACCAGGAGCCAGGAUUGCAAAUGGCCCAAGACGUCGAGGAAACCGGGUGCACCGGGACUCCGGACAUCUCCCUGGAGCUCGGGGAGAGCUUGGUGCAGGACUUCUUGGCGGCAUGGCUCAGCGAGUGGAUCUAUUUCGUUGAUCCCGUUAAGCCGUCCACUGUCCCGCUUCUCAAGGUGGGGGGAGAGCCAGUGAAGUUCCAGGUUCUCAGUGUCCUGGAUGAUCCCAUGCAGGGAAGUCCAGCGCGCCUUGCCAUCGUCACCGCGGCACCGCAUGCCACUGAUGCUGUGCUAUAUUUGAUAUUCAAAGGUUCUUCCUUCAUGAACGACUUUGUGGCAAAUGCUUCCGUGGGGCCAGACUAUACGCCCUUUGAUGCCACCUUUUCAGAUCGCACGACCUUCAUCCAUCACGGCGCCCAUCACGCCAUUGCACAGCUGCGGGUUCAGCAGUGGUCGGUGCUGCAGGAGCAGCUGGAGCGUUGCGCCAGUGAUGGAGUGCGUCAGCUCAUCGUUGCUGGUCAUUCUUUGGGUGGGCAGUACGCUUUGGCCUUCAUGCUUCAGGUUUUCCUGGAUCAGGCCAAAGGCGCCCCGGUCCAUCCGUGCCUCAACGAGGCCCGGGCGGUGGCCUUUGGCGCGCCCAUGUGCUAUGGGGCCGCAGAGGGCUUCGACGUGCGCAAGGACUUGGCCGAUUUCAUUCAACAGCGCACCGUGGUGUAUGUCAAUGCGGGCGACCCAGCCCCUAGGCUCUGGUCCGAAAUGGACUUGCAAGAGUUCAUGCGGUACGCUGUUUCCUGGCUGCAGCAGAAGGUCUCGAGCUUCUCAAUGCGCAUCCUGGACUAUGCCGCGGGCGGCUUGGCACAGAAGGCGCAGGAGAUGCUGAAGCGUCCCGACAUUGAGAAACACCUGUUGCGACCGGGAGCCUGCUAUGUCCACCUGUCUCAGGUUCGUGUUUUAGCCAAGGACUUUUUUCUCUGGAGGCCAUUGAGCUAUGCCAGAAUGAACAUUGAGGACCACAGCCUCUCCAAAGGCUAUAUCCCAGCCUUGUGUGCUGCCUUUGAUCCCAUCGCUGCGGGCGGGUUGUGGGAUGAGAACGGGCAGACGCUCGUGGACGAGGCCGGCCACGGCGUGGUCUAA
This is a messenger RNA of Symbiodinium natans, 2292 nucleotides long. The record is from the annotation of a GenBank genome assembly. NCBI's taxonomy places the organism in Eukaryota, Dinophyceae, Suessiales, Symbiodiniaceae.